Zea mays is the source of this 682-nucleotide messenger RNA. RefSeq lists its product as uncharacterized. The record is from RefSeq and is a predicted model, not a curated record. The coding region runs from base 1 to 630 and encodes 209 amino acids. The transcript has 3 exons. Lineage: Eukaryota; Viridiplantae; Streptophyta; Magnoliopsida; Poales; Poaceae.
AUGUACACAUUGUCAUCUCUAUGUGGAGCACUGUGGUACGGAUUGGCAGCCAUCAGAUGGAAGGAUGAACGGGCACCCGCACCCAUAGGCAUUGGGUGUUCCGGUCUCUGCGCGCGCACAUCACCAGAUUGGGAGCCGCCGGUGCCGCUGCUGGGGUUCUCCGUCUGCUCGGGCGCGCGGGUCACGUCGGUCGCCCAGGGAGCUUCACCAGGGCACGGUGUUGCAGGGUCGGACAUCAAUCGCGACGUCCCUAGCUCCCCGCCGGUGUCGGGGAUUGAACAUGUGCCGCUGCGAGCGAAUCAGUUGGCCGCUGUCAGGAAUCUUCAACCGCUUCAACGAUUUGGUGGUGCUCGGUGGUCGGGAAGCUUCUCUGGCUCACCCCUCACAUGUGUGUGGCCUUAUUGGACAAAGAUAGCCUUCCGAGCUCGACCAAUUGCUCAUCGGUGCAAUGGCUCCACCGCGGGCGGGACCACUGCUGCAGACCCAUUUCACUCCCUUGCCAUCACCGGUCAAGAACAGGUACCACAGGAUGAGGCGCAUGGAGGAUGCUGCGAUAUGUUCGUGAGAGGUCUAGGCCGUCGUCUCCCAGUCAACUUUGGGUUGCUGGACCGUUGUCUCCUUAUAAUGUAAUUAUUUAUUUUGUAUAUAACUCCUAUUAUAUAGUAAAGAUGUGACAUUCGAU